Phyllostomus discolor (pale spear-nosed bat) is the source of this 1625-nucleotide messenger RNA. RefSeq names its product vascular non-inflammatory molecule 3-like. Gene Ontology annotation, molecular function: hydrolase activity, acting on carbon-nitrogen (but not peptide) bonds, in linear amides. NCBI's taxonomy places the organism in Eukaryota, Metazoa, Chordata, Mammalia, Chiroptera, Phyllostomidae. The coding region runs from base 86 to 1591 and encodes 501 amino acids. The transcript is spliced from 7 exons. The record is from RefSeq and is a predicted model, not a curated record.
AUAGCAGGCAGGGCUUUAACUAAAAGCUUUCCAGUGACAGAAAGUAUAAGAACAUGAGUUUAUCCAAGAAUACUAAAUUGUAGCUAUGAUUAGAUCAUAUUUUCUAAAAUUUGUGGCAAUUUUUGCCCUGUUUGUCCUGAGUGUUAGUGCGACUGACACUUUCAUUGCUGCAGUGUAUGAACAUGCUGUUAUAUUACCAAAUAAAACAGAAACACCGGUUUCCAAAGAAGAAGCUUUGCUCCUGAUGAACAAGAAUAUGGAUGUUUUGGAGAAAGCAGUUAAACUGGCAGCCAGGCAGGGUGCAAAUAUUAUUGUGACCCCAGAAGAUGGAAUUUAUGGCUGGAUCUUCACAAGGGAAACCGUUUACCCCUAUCUGGAAGAUAUCCCACACCCAGAAGUCAAUUGGAUUCCGUGUAAAGACCCUCAGAGGUUUGGCUAUGCCCCAGUGCAAGAAAGACUCAGCUGCCUGGCCAAGGACAACUCUAUCUACCUCGUGGCGAAUAUUGGGGACAAGAAGCCUUGUAAUGCCAGUGACCCCCAGUGUCCCCCUGAUGGUCGUUACCAGUACAACACUAAUGUAGCAUUUGAUUCUGAGGGCAGGCUGGUGGCACGCUACCAUAAGUAUAAUCUUUAUGCACCUGAAACUCAGUUUGAUUUCCCCAAGGAUUUAGAACUUGUGACUCUUGACACUCCUUUUGGGAAGUUUGGCAUUUUCACUUGCUUCGACAUUUUUUCUCAUGAUCCGGCUGUAGUGCUGGUGGAAAAGUUGCAAGUUGACAGUGUUCUCUUUCCCACGGCAUGGGGCAACUUGCUGCCCCUCCUCUCAGCUGUUCCCUUCCAUUCGUCAUGGGCCAGAGCCAUGAGAGUCAACCUGCUUGCAGCAAAUGUCCACAACACCACCAUGCAUAUGACAGGGAGUGGAAUCUACACACCUGAAGGAGUCAACGUGUACCACUAUGACAUGGAAACAGAGAGUGGCCAGCUGAUGCUCUCAGAAUUGAAGUCCCGGCCUCGAGAUGAACCCACCUACCCUGCACCUGUUGACUGGGGUGCUUAUGCCAAAAGCAUCAGGCCAUUCUCGUCUGAGCAGCCGGAUUUCCCAGGGAUGUUUUAUUUUGAUGAGUUCACUUUCACGGAGCUUAAGAGAAGUGCAGGAAAUUACACAGUUUGCCAGAAAGACCUGUGCUGUCACUUAACUUACAAGAUGUCCGAGAAGCGAGCAGAUGAGUCGUAUGCACUGGGGGCCUUUGACGGACUGCACACAGUAGACGGCCGAUAUUACCUACAGGUAUGCACAUUAGUGAAGUGUCGAACCACUGACCUGAGAACUUGUGGGGAGGCCAUUGGGUCUGCUUUUACCAAGUUUGAAGACUUCUCCCUCAGCGGCACAUUUGGAACAAGUUACGUUUUCCCACAGCUCACUUUAAGUGGAAGUCAGCUUGGUCCUGAAAGAUAUUAUGAGAUUUCAAGAGAUGGACGUCUGAAGAGCAGAAGUGGAACCCCCUUGCCUAUCUUAGCUAUGGCCCUGUAUGGAAGAGUGUUUGAGAAGGACGCUCCGAGAAUGGGGCAGGGACCAGCGAAACUGGAAUGAUCCCCUUUCAGGAUUAGCGUGACGAAAGGAAGGA